AUGACUUCAGAUUCUCUAAAUCGUCAUAUAGGAUUCAGUGUGUGGACAUUCAAUGAGUCAACAUAUAUCCCACAAGCCACAGGAGGAUAUAAUGUGUAUACACAGGACCCGUCUGUCUGUGUAGAACAAGUGAUGAAUGCGACCGUCAACAGGGUAACCAAAGGAAUCGCUAUUUUUAAUUCAAAGGACCCCCCGCUUAAUACAAGAUGUGAAGGCUAUGAACCUUCAUUUGCUACCAUCGAAAUUUGCGAAGUGAAAGUUAUGGGAUGUGAUUUUCAACAAUAUGGAGAAAACUGCAAAUCCUGUCCACUAGAAUGCUGGAAUCAGGUUUGUGAUGCUUUUAAUGGAUCCUGUAUAUAUGGGUGUAGCAACUGGUUAUUGGAACCACCUGACUGUAUAAAGUGCAGACAAAGAUUUUAUGGAGCAAACUGUGAAUCUCGCUGUAGUAAAUGCACCAUCGGAUCCUUUUGUGAUAAUAAAACAGGAAUAUGUCCUGUGGGAUGCCAAGAUCACUGGAAUGGAACAAAAUGUGACGAGUGCAAAAAUGGAUUUCAUGGAGCAAACUGUGAAUUCAACUGUAGCAAAUGUACAAAUGGUACUUUCUGUGAUAAUAUAACAGGGAUAUGUCCAGAGGGAUGUCAGGAGCAUUGGAAUGGUACCAGAUGUGACGUGUGUGAGAAUGGAUUUUAUGGAGCAAACUGUGAAUUUAGUUGUAGUAAAUGUACAAUCGGCACCUUAUGUGAUAAAAUUACAGGGAUAUGUCCAGAGGGAUGUCAUGAUCACUGGAAUGGAACCAGAUGUGAAGUAUGUAGAGAGGGAUUUUAUGGGCAAUCAUGUGAAGAGAAAUGCGGACACUGUAGAAAUACAACAUUUUGCAACAUAACCACAGGAGUGUGUACGGAUGGUUGUAAGGAUAAUUGGGAUGGACUGAUGUGUAACGUUUGCUCAAAUGGUUAUUAUGGAAAUCACUGUAAGAAUAAAUGUGGACACUGUCUGAAGGGAACACACUGUAAUAAAUCAUCGGGAGUCUGUCCUAGAGGAUGUAAAGAGAACUGGACCGGUUCUAAAUGUGAUGAAUGUGAAGAUUAUAAAUACGGACAAAACUGUGCGUAUGACUGUGGACAUUGUAAAGACGAAACAAAGUGUUCUAAAGUGACCGGUAAAUGUAAAGACGGAUGUAUGACCGGAUGGAGUGGAUUGUUCUGUUCGAAAGAAUUGUCCUACACUGAAAAAGGCUCAGAUGAUUGGAUUUUAAAAGUCUCAACUGCAGUAAUAUCCGUUAUUUCAACGCUUUUUGUUGUUAUUCUUAUAGUUUUGGCUCGAAAUGUAUACAGGAAAAUUAAAAAGAGAAAUGUACAUAUAGAAAGAGACGCACCAGAAAUUAUGUCCGGAAAACUUUACGAUCAAUUAGUUGAAACUAACACCGAUCCUACCUAUCAAAAGAUAUCCCCUCAAUCAGAAGUUUCUCAUUACCAGGAAAUGAACGUCUACAAAAAUCAUGAAUUUGUUCAAAACUGA
Molecule: messenger RNA, 1518 nt
Organism: Saccostrea cuccullata (small rock oyster)
Lineage: Eukaryota; Metazoa; Mollusca; Bivalvia; Ostreida; Ostreidae
Product: multiple epidermal growth factor-like domains protein 10
Exons: 11
Coding region: 1-1518 (505 amino acids)
Biological process (GO): heterophilic cell-cell adhesion
Cellular component (GO): focal adhesion
Molecular function (GO): scavenger receptor activity
Source: RefSeq, a predicted model, not a curated record